ACAUUGUUUGAGUGUAGUUGUGAAUUGAAACAACGAAUGAUCCAACCUUAUCCAUACACCGAAGCGGGAUUUGUUUUCCCGCGCCCAGAAAUCCGCUGUAGGCUUGUUUAAUGUUCACUGAAAUCCUUGACUUCGUGCCACUCGCACGUAGAGUUAGUUUUAAUCCUAGGCGAAGGGACGCAGUAAAUAAGCUAAGCACCUAAUUCAUACAAAACUUUAGUGGAAAUUUAGUUCUGUGCAGUGAAAACGAUAACUGGGUAUACACAUCUCUAUGUAGUAGAAGACAAAAAGUGUGCAAUUUAAAAAUUAAACUACAUGCAGCAGUAUUCGCGCAUCGCUAUCGAUUUUGUGUUUUGCUAAGUUCCAUCCUCUAAACGCCGACGACAACGAAUCAGCUUUGCUGAAGAUUCUUUAUUUGGGUUAUUUUCGCGUUAUAUCUCCCAACCGCAAUGUCUUCCACUAGCGUGGUGCAACAAAUGUUUACUAGUACGAUCGAUUUAUCCGAAAGCUGGUACGAACCAACACCGGAAGAAGAGGAAAAGGCGGCCAGGAUGUUACGAUCGAAGCGCGAGUUGCAGGAAUCGGCCGAAACUGCAUCGGGAGCGACACCGGCCGUGGAACGCCAGCAUUCGGCCGAACCAACAGAUGAAAUGUCCGUCCUGUACAAAGGCUCGAAUGGAAGACAAAUCGAGAUCGAUAUUCUGGAUUCUGCCAAUUUAAAGAAGUACGAAAAGUUGGUACAGAAUGACCACCUAAAAUCGCCCUUCAAGCGACGCUUGUCCGGCGAAUCGAGCAGCACCGAGGAGGAAAAAAAAGACGCAUCGGGCAUGGAUCCCGAAGUUGACGGGCAACAGCAGGGCAGCAGUGGCCAGUGGAAGAAAAGCAAAAAGCACGAGAACGACCACGGCGGCAAUAGUUGGCGUUUGCGGCGCGAGAGUUCUAGCUCCGGUACGUCUAGUCAGAAUAGCCGCAAGCAGCUCGAGUACGAAACGGAUGAGGCCGUGCUGGUGCGACGCCAGAAGCAGAUCGACUACGGCAAGAACACACUAGGCUACGAGAACUACAUCAAGCAAGUGCCCAAGCAUACACGCACCAAAGAGCAUCCUACAACGCCCCAGAAGCAUCUAAAGUACAGUCGCCGUGCAUGGGACGGACUGAUUCGGGUUUGGCGCAAGCAGUUGCACUGCUUUGAUCCCAACAGCACACCGGAAGACAAGGCCUGAAACGUUCGCAAUCCUGCGGUAACUGGUAGGCUAGGUUUUUGUUUGCUACAAAAAGAGGACAUUGAUUGUUCUAACAGGAGUGAAUGCGACUCGUUGCCGUAUUUAUUACCGAUAAACCAUCGCGCGUCCCCCCACCGACUGCGAAGAGAAGGGCGCACUCGGUGCAGCAUGUACAAACCACACAUUAGUUGAUGAGGGUUUUACCUCAUUCCGGUAUCUAUUAUUUUCUGCACCGUGGAACUGAAUGUUAUUUACACAUAAUUUCUCAAAACUUAAUAAAUAUAUAGCUUACAUAUGCUAUCUCGGUGUCUGUUCCGCAUGGCUGGCGCGACACAUUCAUUGUA
Messenger RNA from Anopheles stephensi (Asian malaria mosquito), 1567 nucleotides. It is a transcript of the gene Slbp, whose product is annotated as histone RNA hairpin-binding protein. NCBI's taxonomy places the organism in Eukaryota, Metazoa, Arthropoda, Insecta, Diptera, Culicidae. Gene Ontology annotation, biological process: mRNA transport; mRNA 3'-end processing by stem-loop binding and cleavage. Bases 450 to 1223 code for a protein of 257 amino acids. The transcript is spliced from 5 exons. Gene Ontology annotation, cellular component: cytoplasm; histone pre-mRNA 3'end processing complex. Gene Ontology annotation, molecular function: histone pre-mRNA stem-loop binding; mRNA binding. The record is from RefSeq and is a predicted model, not a curated record.